AUGGGAGGCGCGCCAAGCACCCAGCGCAAGGUGAAGCCAGCGAGUACACCGUUAGACCCGAACUCUCCCUUCGGCUACAGACUGGACAACGCCCGCCAGGUCAUCCACUCUUCCUGCAAAAAUAUUCAGGCAGAACUAGGGAGGGGCAAGGCUAAAACCAUACAGAUAUUAAGACAUUAUCUAUUCCGUUUCGCACAGCAAAAUCUAGACUCGCUCCAGGCGCUGUACUACAGCCACAAGUCUAUCCAGUCUCAGGUCUGCCAGGAGAUGGCCAAGGCAGGCCUGCCUAAGAUCAUGCUCGACACGGCACAGACGUUCUUGGUAAUAACUACAGGAUCGGAGAACGUCAAGCCGAACAUCAAACUUCUGGAGUCCUUGUUUAGCGCCGCCGUGCGGUUCUGCAGGGGAAGUGCAGACUUCAGCAGACACCUUGCUGACUGUGGAAUGCCAGCUCUACUGGUGGACUUACUGGAGGACCCUAAAAUCAAGGAGGCCAAUAGCCGGGGAGCGAGGGACAUGCUCGAGGUGUUGGGGCACUGCGUGGCCUGUCUGCCGGCCAACAGCGAGGUGCGCCCUCUGGCGACCAAAGUGGUGGACAGCUACCUGAACACCCCCGGCCAGCACAGCGUGGAGAGGGCGGCAUAUCUCUCCACCAAACUCAUGGGCAGCGAGGGAAAGACACCUCCGCCUGUGGUAACGAUCACGACUCCGAUGAAGCCACCUGGCAAAGACGCUAAGGGGAACGACCCGAAGGUUAAUGACCCCGCUAACGGGACGAAGGCCACGUCCACUGCACCUGCGCCUGCAGACAAGUCUGUCCCGGCAGGGGUCGCUCCUAAGGGCUAACUCGGAGACUUUGAACAUCAGAGUGAUCAUAAUUGUCGCUGCACGUUAUAUUCCAAUAGAGAAAUACGUUUUCACGACAUCGUUACUUCAUUUCAAUGGUUUAUUCAGUAAGGAGUCCGCGGGCUUGAAACCCGAAAUACGUCUUCAUUACAGUGGGUUUCACAACAAUCCACAUAACCAUCUUAAGACUAGCUUAACUUUCGAAAGUGAUCAUUGCACAAUUAAAAUCUAAUCAUAUCUAUGUAAUUUAGUGAAACCGCUAAUCAUCUGUGUUUCCCGGUAUGACAUUUUGAUUAUCUCGUUGUACAGUCUAAUCGCACAGUGAUAACGUUAUGAUGCGUGCGUUAACAGGUUUUUGCACAAUCACUCUCUCCGUCUGCACUCAGAGAAAAAAUAAUAGGUACUCUGUGCACUUUUGUUGUAGAGCCAUCAAAAUGCAACGGAAAAUUCUUACCUAAUGUGUAAGAGGUUACUCUGUAUUAGCUUGCACAGAAGAAAAUGUAAAUAGGACAUGACAGCGGUGAAUUUAAUUUGUAUAUUCAUUGGCGCAUGUCUCCGAAUCGCAAUGGUCUGUAUAAAUGUAUCAAUGCUUUGAAAAAAAGUUUUCUUCUACGUUUUCUCAUUUGUCACGUAUGACACAUAGUACGUGACAUGCAUGACGUCAUUAUGUUCCUUUCCUUCUUCACUUUGCCGCAUCAUAGUUGGUGCCGAUGCGGGCCUCCGCCGCCUGUCAUUCUCUUUUAUCCGGUACCUUCUCGCAGGUGUACCGUGUAACCAAACUUUUCUAAUUCCAUGUUUACUGUUAACUGUCCAUGUCACAUUUGAUUGUACAGUUUGUGUGUUUUCUUGCAAUCUUCAAGAAAUAAAUGCGUGUGAUACUUCUGGCAUAUUCCAUCAAAUAUUUGCCUUAUUUAGUCGAUUAUUUAGGCUAACGUCAUAAUUCCAAACCGGGGCCCGGUUAGG
Molecule: messenger RNA, 1809 nt
Organism: Branchiostoma floridae (Florida lancelet)
Lineage: Eukaryota; Metazoa; Chordata; Leptocardii; Amphioxiformes; Branchiostomatidae
Exons: 4
Coding region: 1-846 (281 amino acids)
Source: RefSeq, a predicted model, not a curated record